This is a messenger RNA of Bactrocera latifrons, 1312 nucleotides long. It is a transcript of the gene Uck, whose product is annotated as probable uridine-cytidine kinase. Gene Ontology annotation, molecular function: ATP binding; kinase activity. Gene Ontology annotation, cellular component: cytosol; cytoplasm. The coding region runs from base 52 to 900 and encodes 282 amino acids. The transcript is spliced from 7 exons. NCBI's taxonomy places the organism in Eukaryota, Metazoa, Arthropoda, Insecta, Diptera, Tephritidae. The record is from RefSeq and is a predicted model, not a curated record.
CACAAUGCGGUUGCAUGAUAAAAAAAUUGYAAAUUGUUUGACAUUAAGUGAAUGAUAUUAAGCCGUAAGUUGCAAGUGAAAUUWGUGCUCCAAUAUAUGCUUAAUACAGUCAUAAUGGAUAUCGACAAUACUCUACUGCUGCCGAAUAGCGAGCACAAAUCUGACAUAAAGACUCCAUUUCUAAUUGGUGUGGCUGGUGGAACUGCCAGUGGAAAAUCGACAGUAUGCAAAAAAAUCAUGAUACAACUAGGGCAAGCCGACAUGGAACAAGCACAACGACAAGUUGUGUCCAUAAGUCAAGACAGCUUCUAUCGUGAGCUAACGCCCGCUGAGAAAGCCAAAGCGAAGAAGGGCCUAUUCAAUUUCGAUCAUCCUGAUGCAUUCAAUGAAAAUUUAAUGUAUGAUACGUUGCAGGAAAUAUUGAAGGGCAGAAUAGUGAAAGUGCCCUGCUACGAYUAUCGCUCAAAUUCGCUUGAUCAUGAAAACAAGCUUACCAUUUAUCCGGCUGAUGUGGUAUUAUUCGAGGGCAUACUCGUAUUUUAYUUUCCUAAAAUACGCGACCUCUUUCACAUGAAACUCUUCGUUGAUACGGAUUCUGAUACGCGUUUGGCGCGCAGAGUGCCGCGUGAUAUCAACGAGCGUGGGCGUGAUUUGGACGCAGUGCUGACUCAGUAUAUGACAUUUGUCAAGCCUGCCUUUGAAGAGUUUUGCUCACCGACUAAAAAAUUCGCAGAUGUUAUAAUACCGCGCGGUGCUGAUAACACGGUUGCCAUUGAUCUCAUUGUACAUCAUAUCGGAGAAAUUCUUAGACCCGGCGGCAGCACUAACAACCUAAAUGCCUACUCGUCAGUGCACACAGCAAUAAAUAAUACAGCUGACGGCAUGGUGCGCGAACACUAGAAUUAAAUAGAUAAACAAUUAGGCAAACCARAAUAAACACAAAUACAUACAUACAUGUGUAUACCUAAUAAUAAGAUAGGAUCAAAACGAUUGGCAAAUUAAUUAGACGAGCAAAUAUUUACAUACCAACACACAUUCAUGCAUACAUACAGGCGCACAAGUGCCCAUGUGUCGCGUUGUAUAAGUUCGAGAGUGUGCUAAGCACACUGUCAGCACCCUUGAAGUUGAAAACUACAAAAAAAAAAAAAGGCCGCACAAUAUAAAAAAAUAUUCUGCAAAUUAAUUAACCACUGCGCUGUCUCUCCUUUUUGUAAUUUUUCAUAGCAUUAAGCAUAACAGUAGCUCUUGGCAAAAUGUUUGUGAGCGUGUUAAUUUCGCAGAAAAUUAAACAAAAUAAAAUUUUGUGAACAUU